This is a messenger RNA of Bombina bombina (fire-bellied toad), 4991 nucleotides long. RefSeq names its product diaphanous related formin 3 (gene DIAPH3). Gene Ontology annotation, cellular component: actin filament; cytoplasm. The coding region runs from base 166 to 3651 and encodes 1161 amino acids. The transcript has 28 exons. NCBI's taxonomy places the organism in Eukaryota, Metazoa, Chordata, Amphibia, Anura, Bombinatoridae. Gene Ontology annotation, molecular function: small GTPase binding; actin binding; microtubule binding. The record is from RefSeq and is a predicted model, not a curated record. Gene Ontology annotation, biological process: actin filament polymerization; actin cytoskeleton organization.
CAGCUGUCUGUAAGUUAGGGAUCGUACAGUAGAGGAGUCAGGGGAGCUUAUUGCUGUCUGCUCUGGGACCUAAGUGGAUCACCGGCCCCUCCUCCGCGAACUAAUUGGAUUUAGUUUAAUCCUCUGUGGAUAUAGGUGCUGGGAGUGUACUUUCUGUACUGUGUAAUGGAUCUUUCGCGGGCUAGCAGAAUGAAUCGCAAGAUGCAUAAAGGUGCCACUGGGGCAGCAGCAGCAGGUCAGCCAGAUCCCCCGGGACAGACGGGAGAUGACGACAGAAAGAUCUCCAAGUUUCAAAUUAAUAUAAAGAACUUGACUGAUGAUGUGUUGGAUCGAUUUGCUAGCAUCAGAAUUCCUGGAAGUAAAAAAGAAAGACCUUAUAUGCAUUACAUAAAAAGUACAUAUUCUAGCACGGAAUGGUCAACUUCAGAAGCUGAAGAUUAUCCUUCCAAGCAUCUGUCUGACAAAGAUGUAUUAUCUUUGUUUGAGAAAAUGAUGGAGGAUAUGAAUUUAAAUGAAGACAGAAAGGCACCCCUGCGGGAAAAAGACUUUGCUACCAAAAAAGAAAUGGUCAUGCAGUAUACUGGCAGUGCAUCUAAAGUUGGCAGUCUCAAGAGCAGCAGACAAAUUUCACCUCAAGAAUUUAUUUAUGAACUGAGAUCAGGGGCUACAGAUGAAAGACUUGUGUCCUAUUUAGAUUCUCUUCGGGUUUCCUUAACCAGCAACCCAGUCAGCUGGGUUGAAAGCUUUGGCCAUGAUGGACUGGGUUUGCUUCUUAAUAUUCUUGAACGAAUGGUGGAUGUAAAAUGCCAUGAAAAAAUUGAAAAACGAAUUCAACACAAAGUCAUACAAUGUUUGAAAGCGUUCAUGAACAACAAGUAUGGGUUGGAAAGAAUUAUGGGAGAAGCAAGAAGCCUUUCUUUAUUGGCAAAAGCUAUGGACCCCAAGCAGGCAAACAUGAUGACUGAUGUAGUCAAAUUGUUGUCUGCAAUAUGCAUUGUAGGCGAGGAGAACAUUCUUGAAAAAGUCCUGGAAGCCAUAACUACAGCUGCAGAGGAAAAGGGAAUAAUCAGGUUUAGCCCCAUUGUGGAUGGCUUACGUCAUAACUUGGUCCAUUUACAGGUUGCUUGUAUGCAGCUUAUCAAUGCUCUUGUAACAUCUCCUGAUGAUUUGGACUUCAGGCUUCACAUCAGAAAUGAAUUUAUGCGGUGUGGAUUGAAAGACAUGUUGCCACAACUGAGGCACACACGAAAUGACGCUUUAGAUAUUCAGCUGAGAGUAUUUGAUGAACACAAGGAAGAAGAUAUGAUAGAAUUUUCACAUCGUCUUGAUGAUGUUCGUUCUGAAAUGGAUGAUGUCAGUGAUGUUUUUAGUGUGGUGUGGAAUUCAGUGAAGAACACAUAUGCAGAAGGAUAUUUUCUUUCUAUUCUUCAACAUCUCUUAAUUAUCAGAAAUGAUUAUUUUGCAAGGCCACAGUAUUUCAAAAUUAUCGAUGAAUGUGUAUCCCAGAUAGUUUUGCAUCGAAGUGGCAUAGAUCCUGAUUUCACCUACAGGAAAAGAUUAGACGUAGAUUUUAGUUACAUCCUUGAAAUAUGCACCGAUAAAGCCAGAGCUGAGGAAUUUGAAGAAAGAUUUUAUGAGAUGAAUAAGAAAUAUGAGGAAGAAUUUACAAUUCGCCAAGAAGCCCAGUCCAAACUGCAGAUGAAAGAAGAAAAAAUCAAUGAACUUCAAGUAGAAUUACAGGCUUUUAAAUCCCAGUAUGGAGCUGCACCUGUUACGUCAGGUUCAGUACAAUCAGGAUCCAGCAGUUUGUCAGGUGUGGUUGUUCCUAAUCCUCCACCAUGUGGCCUUUUGCCACCACCCCCACCGCCUCCUCCACCCCCACCUCCAAUGUUUGGUGCUCCUCCGCCACCACCACCACCUCUUCCAGGAUUUUGUGCCGGACAGCAGCCCCCACUUGAGAAAACACUCCCUUUUGGCUUGAAAUCUAAAAAGGAAUACAAACCAGAAGUUGGCAUGAAGAGACUUAAUUGGUCUAAGAUAAGACCUAAUGAUAUGACUGAAACCUGUUUUUGGCUAACUGCAAAUGACAAUAGAUAUGAAGAUACUGAUUUGUUCUGUCAACUUGAACAUACAUUUUCUUGUCAAAGAAAAAUGAAGAAAGAAAACGAAGAAGAUAUUGAGGACAAGGUUUCAGUUAAAAAGCGAAUUAAAGAACUGAAAGUGUUGGAACCUAAAAUCGCACAAAACCUUUCUAUUUUCCUAGGUUCAUACAGGCUGCCUUAUGAAGAAAUAAAAAAAAUUAUUCUGGAAAUCGAUGAAACACAGUUGUCAGAGUCUAUGAUUCAGAAUUUAAUAAAACAUAUGCCAGAACAAACACAGCUGAAUAUCCUUGCAAAACUCAAGAAUGAAUACAUCAGUUUAUCUGAACCAGAGCAAUUUGGUGUUGUGAUGAGCAGUGUAAAAAACCUCAGUCAACGUCUGAAUGCCAUUUUAUUUUGGCUUCAAUUUGAAGAGCAAGUAAACAAUAUCAAACCUGAUAUUAUGGCUGUAAGUGAAGCAUGUGAGGAGAUUAAAAAAAGUAAAAGUUUCAGUAAACUUUUGGAGAUUGUGCUGCUUAUUGGAAACUACAUGAAUGCUGGUUCUCGGAAUGCACAGACUUUUGGCUAUAACCUCAGCUCCCUCUGCAAACUGAAAGACACCAAAUCAAUCGACCAGAAAACAACUCUUCUUAAUUUUUUGGCUGAAUUUUGUGAGAAGAAGUUUCCUGAUGUCCUGAAUUUUGUGGAUGAUCUGCAAAAUUUAGACAAAGCUAGUAAAGUUUCUGCAGAGAACCUGGAAAAAACUAUGAAGCAAAUGGAACGACAGUUACAGCAACUUGAGAAGGAUUUAGAAACCUUUCCCCUUUCAGAGGAUUCACAUGACAAGUUUGUGACAAAGAUGUCCAGUUUUGCUGUCUGUGCCAGAGAACAGUUUAAGAAGAUAUCAAGAAUGUUCGAGAACAUGGAAAAGCUGUACCAAAAUGUCAUGGAUUACUAUGUGGUUGAUCCAAAAAAAGUUUCAGUGGAAGAGUUUUUCACAGAUUUGAAUAACUUCCGGGUGAUGUUUGUGCAAGCAAUUAAAGAAAAUGUUAGAAGAAAGGAGGCAGAAGAAAAGCAGAAGCGAGUCAAAUUGGCAAAAGAAAUGGCAGAAAAAGAGAAACUAGAGAGGCAGCUAAAGAAAAGGCGUCUUAUGGAAAACAACAGAGAAGGUGAAGAGACUGGAGUGAUGGAUAGCCUGCUAGAGGCCCUGCAAUCUGGCGCUGCUUUCAGAGACAGAAGAAAACGGACUCCCAGGCCUAAAGAUAUACAUGAAAAACUCAGUCCAGCGUCAGAGAGGCCUGUUCUGAAGGCUUGUAACUAUGAAAAUCAAAAACCUCAUUUUGAGAGAUCACGUUCACGUCCAAAUAUCCAUUCCAAUGCAACCAGAGCUCCAGCUGCUAAGGAACUUAAUUACGAAACUCAGCCUUCUACUUCAAAAAGCAAAGCUGCGGUAAAAAAGGAAGUGAACAACACAGAAAGCAACAAAGACAGAGGACCAAAUCACAGCACUUCUACCAAGUCAGAAUCCAUACCUGAAGUUGAGGCCCUCCUUGCACGACUAAGGGCUCUAUAAAGUUAAUUAGAUAACACCAUCUAAUAACUAGCCAACUGAAAAAUACAAUUAUUCUUCACACAGCUUUUUUUUUUUGUAUUAAACUGAUCUGUAGUUCAGGUUAAAGAAAACUCUUUUUACAAUAUAUUUAUAUUUAAUCUGCAAAUAUAUGUGAAAAAAAUAUAAUGCUUUUAUGCAGAGUGUUUCUGCCUUGUGUGUAAUCUUCAUUAUUUAAAAUGUUUGUUACCUUAGUUGUUUCAUAGGUAAAUCAUGGUUUAUAUUAUGUUUUAUUUUGCAUCAACAAAGUGCAAUUUCCUCUUGAAACUGUUUUUGAGGGAAGUAAAAUAUGCAAAUUUGUUUAUAAAUAUCAAGUUUGAAUGUUCAUUUGUAUAUAUAAAUAUAUAAUGGAAUCAUUCUUAUACAACCAAAACAGAUAUGUUAUAUAUAAGCUUUUGUAUAAGAAAACUAAAGUAAUGCACUUGAAGUGCUUAUAGCAUAAUACAAAAAAUAAAUAGGAACAUUACUUAAGUAUGCUGACAAAAGCAAAAUUGUUACCAUUCCAUUUGUUUAGACUCAAGUAUUAUUGUUUUGUUUUUUGAUUUUUAAUCUCACGCUCAGUAUACCAAAGCACUUUCCAUUUAUGUAUAGUAAGAUAGUUUAAUACAGCAUUUGAUCGUAUAAAUUAGAAUGGCCACAAACAAUCUUACGCAGAAUAUGCUACUUGCAUUUUCUUUAUAAUAUCACAGGAAAAGUCAGUUAACAGAACAUUUAACUGUUAGUACCGAGUAGUAAUAGUGAAACACAACUGCAUGUUUUCAAGAAACAUUCCUUAAGAUGUCAAGAGGAUUGUUGUCUAGUAUAAAAGAACUCUUUGUUUAGCUAGUGCUAUGAAUGACAACUGACAAUAGAUUAUUUUCUUUUAUAACUAAGGAUUACACCAUUUGAUUUUCAAGUAUUUUUAAACACUACAAAAUAUUUAUUGAAGUAUUGAAAUUCAAUGUAAAUAUGAAAAACACCUCAAUUAAAUUCUGCAUGAUUGUGCAGUUAUCCUUCCAAAUAACCUGCACUUCUGUUUACAUGUCAAUCUCUAUUAAUGAAAAAGAACUAUUAUCUUCAAUAUCAUGGUCACAUUUCUUCAGUGUUGGUAAUGUGAGCUAACUUUCCUUUCAAUAAUAAAAUGCUUCUUUUUUAAUAUGAAGCAUUUCUAAAUACUGUUACUUGGAAACGAUCCUUUUUGAUUCAUGUCAUGUGUGGCCUUCUCAUUUUCUAAAUAUAACUUUGUGUUGUUGUAUUGUGCCUGAAUAAAUGAGAAAGCAUUGGCGGAUAUACACUAAAUGGAAAAUAAAUAUUAAUAAUUCAAA